AUGCGGCGGGCGCGGCCCGCGCUGCCGCUGCUGCUGCUGCUGCUCGCGGGGCCUCUGCCCGGCGGGGCGGCCCCCACCGAGCCUGUGGACGAGUGCCAGCAGCAGCUGCCGGUGGCCCGGAGCGUGGUGUCCUGGAUCGUGGGGGGCCACGAGGCCCCGGAGGGCGCGUGGCCGUGGGUGGUGAGCCUGCAGGUGCUGCGCGGCGGCGUGCGCUUCAUGCACCUGUGCGGCGGCGUGCUGCUGAGCCGGAGAGCCGUGCUGACCGCCGGCCACUGCGUGGAUGGCAGGACGGAUCCGUGUUCCUGGCGAGCCGUCCUGGGCGUGCACAACCUUCAGAAGCACAGCUCCCACACGGCAAGGAGGAGGAUCAGGAGGAUCAUGGUGCACUCGGAGUUCAAGAGGGAAACCUUUGAGAACGACGUGGCGGUGUUCGAGCUGAGGUCGGCCGUGCGCUACAGCCUCUACAUCCAGCCCGUGUGCCUGCCCCCGGCUGCCCUGGUGCAGCCCUUGGAGAACAGCUCCGACUGCUACAUCAGCGGCUGGGGACGCACGACCGAGAAGGGUAAAAUCUCACCUGUGCUAAAAGAAGCCCAUGUGGGAAUCCUCCCUCCCAGCCUGUGCAACAGCUCUGAAGGCUACGCAGGGCUCGUGAGCAACAAAGCACUCUGUGCUGGCUCCUGGGCUGGAGGCACCGACACCUGCCAGGGCGACAGCGGGGGCCCCUUGAUGUGUUACCACCCUGACACCAACAAGUACUACCUCAUUGGCAUCGCCAGCUUUGGGGUGGGCUGCGGCCGCCCCAGGUACCCCGGCAUCUACGUGCGCCUGUCUCAGUACGGAAAAUGGAUAAAAGCAAAACUUCAGCUGACUAACAAGACUUGGAACCCCGUGAGCACCACACUCACCAUCCUCCUGACUCUGGUACACACAGUGCUCACACGGAUUUUGUAGAGGGUCCUCACCAGCUCCCUCCUGACUGACAAUAAAUCCAAGAGCCAAAGGAUGUGCACUUACUUUUUAGGA
Molecule: messenger RNA, 1023 nt
Organism: Passer domesticus (house sparrow)
Lineage: Eukaryota; Metazoa; Chordata; Aves; Passeriformes; Passeridae
Gene: TMPRSS12
Product: transmembrane serine protease 12
Exons: 5
Coding region: 1-951 (316 amino acids)
Biological process (GO): proteolysis
Molecular function (GO): serine-type endopeptidase activity
Source: RefSeq, a predicted model, not a curated record